Molecule: messenger RNA, 420 nt
Organism: Meloidogyne enterolobii
Lineage: Eukaryota; Metazoa; Nematoda; Chromadorea; Rhabditida; Meloidogynidae
Source: the annotation of a GenBank genome assembly
GAUAGGCAAAUUCAUCUCGAUCUGUUGUUUGUAUAACUCCAUCGAGGACGAGAACGUUACCAAAGGUUUUGCUGAAAAAAAUUUUUGAGAAAAAGGCUGAUUGAAUACCAAAGGCAAACCGAAAAGAGGAAAAGUCCGCAAAAUUAGGAAAAGUCCGCAAAAUGAAAAAAAAUCCGCAAAAAGAGGAAAGUCCGCAAAAUGAGAAAAAGUCCGCAAAAAGAGGAAAAGUCCGCAAAAUUAGGAAAAGUCCGCAAAAAGAGGAAAAGUCCGCAAAAAGAGGAAAAGUCCGCAAAAAGAGGAAAGUCCGCAAAAUGAGGAAAAGCACAAAUUUAGGAAAAAUCCGCAAAGUAUAACAACCCAAAGAGAGAAACUGGUAAAUAAACGGACAAUCCCAGACCCAAUGUCCGUAGAUAACUUAUC